Molecule: messenger RNA, 2492 nt
Organism: Erpetoichthys calabaricus (reedfish)
Lineage: Eukaryota; Metazoa; Chordata; Cladistia; Polypteriformes; Polypteridae
Gene: dbf4
Product: DBF4 zinc finger
Exons: 13
Coding region: 205-1014 (269 amino acids)
Biological process (GO): positive regulation of nuclear cell cycle DNA replication; regulation of cell cycle phase transition
Cellular component (GO): nucleus; Dbf4-dependent protein kinase complex
Molecular function (GO): protein serine/threonine kinase activator activity; nucleic acid binding; zinc ion binding
Source: RefSeq, a predicted model, not a curated record
UUGGUUUUACUUCUCACAUGUCCCGAAAAGCACAAAGCGAAUACUUUCCUUCAUUUCCACAGUGGCUCACGGGAUACGUUCACUCGUACGGGGCGGGAAAGAAGAAAUAGAAAAGGGAUUUAUCGUGGAAUUAAUUCUAGAACACCAGGUUCACUCCCAUAACCAGCCUCAUUUUAUUACAAAUGAUGUGAUUUGUUGCUCAAAAUGAAACCUGGUGGAGUUCCCUCUGAAGCCAGAAACCAGUCAAAAGGUGCUAGAAUUUUGGAAAAUAAAAAUAAAGGGAUAGUCAGUAAAGUAAAUGAUUCAAAAAACAAAUCUUCUCAGCCAGUUUUAAAACCACUUUCUGGAAAAGUGUUUUACUUAGAUCUUCCAUUUGGGAAAUCAACUGAAAUAUUAGAGAAAGACAUUCUAAAUCUAGGUGGGAAUAUCGAACGAUUCUUUAGCAAGGACAUUCGUUAUCUUGUUACAAACAAAAAAGAGGCAAAAUUUGUACAGUGCCUUGGAAUAAACUCUCCAGCAAGGAGUCCUGAUUCUUUCAAUGCCACAGGAAAUAGUUCUCCUUGUCCUAGUAGUCAAAAAAACAACCUUAAAGAAGGCUCACACACUGCGGCUGAUGUGGCCCAGACAAGUAGAGGAAAGUCUUUGGUCGAAAAAGUUAUUAAAGAGCAGGAAUUCAUACCUGCAAAGCGAAUCCUUUCGAAUGCUUUGGCUUGGGGAGUCAAAAUUCUUUAUGUUGAUGAUAUUAAGUCUUACAUUGAAAGAAAAAGAAAAGACCUUCCUGGAGACUCUGUAAUUACGACUUCUAAAAAGACAACAAGGAAAAAUAACACUGAAAAGCCCUUGAAUAGCAAAUUUAAAGCUGGAAGACUGGCAAAACCUUUCCUUAAGGUUGAAGACAGAAGCAGACAUUACAGACCACUUUAUCAGCUACUGCCAGGUUUUCCAGAGUUAAGUUUUGCUGGCACACCUCCAUAUAGUCCUUUUGAUCUGGAAAAGAAAAAAAAAAUGCAUUGAAAGAAACCAUUCACGUCAAAAUAGGAGUAAAGGGCAUGUACAAAGUAAAAGUGAGCAGGAUAUUAAAAAGCACUUUCAAACCAAAAUUAAAAUAAUGGACCUUAAAGGCAAAAAGAAGAGAGGCUACUGUGAAUGUUGUGCAACAAAAUAUGAAGAUAUUAAUGCUCACCUGGAAGGUGAGCGCCACAAGUCUUUUUCAAAGAGCAAGGAGUAUGAUAUAGUAGAUGAAGUUGCUUCUAACCUUGUGCAUAAUUUUUUAGACAAGAAGGAUACCAAAAGGGUAAAAUGCAGCUUGGGUGUUUAUUUUCAUGCCAUAGCUAUGGAGGAAAAUGCUGACCGAACAAAAGAUAUCAACACAGGAAAUUUGGAAAAAAAGGAAAAGACUUUUUCCUCUGCUCCACACGUCUUCUCAAAGAAAAUGGAGAGAUCUGAUGAAAGUAAUCCAUUUUUGUGCCACACAAAUGAUAAAGGUGUAUCAUCUUUGUGGAAUAACCAUUGUACUGGACCUUUUGUUUUAUUUCCAGAAAAUAUUGCAAACAGCACUGCCACACAAAAUGCUAUCCAGUCUCCAAAGCAGCCAACAAACCAAGAGCCACAGAUAUCACAUUCUCAACCUAGAAAUUUGCACACAAGUGAAACCAAACAUUGCUUGAUUAAAAAGCAACCCAAUAACAUCCAGAGAUGCAUAGUGUCACCUUCAAAACUCUUAAAUUGUGAGACAUGUUUAACUGAAAAUAAAAAGCAGCUGAGCCCUAAACAUGCAAGUUUUCUUGGAAAAUCUUCUGAAGUUACUCUCCAGUUGUGUAGAUUAGACCUUCCAGUUACUGAAACUAACCAACAAUGGAACAUUAAUAGAAUUCCUUGGGAUUGUAGUCCAGAGCAAAAACGUAAAAAGGCAGCAUUUGCUUCUAACCAUUCUAAAACCUUUGUGACUGGUACAUCAAGUUCACUAAAUGCAAGUGCUGUUGAAGCUGAAAUGAAUAAUGAUCAAUUAGCUGCGUGCGAGACAAAUCAAACUCUAAACAAUGUGCAAAGAGACAAAGCAAGUACCACCAGUUCUCAUAUUGCUUGUAUAACGUCAUCACCUGAAAUAAAAUUUAAAAGGAAAUCUAAAAGUCGGAAAAGAACUAAACUGGAGGAUAAAAAAGAAAUGAAUUCAGUCAUAGUUCGUAAGAAAAACUUAGAAUGUCAGUUUCAACAACAUGAAGCCAUUUCAUGCCAUUCUACACAGGAUCUAUGGCAACUUUUUCAGUCUAGUGAGGAUAAUGACUAUGAAUUUAUUGGCUUUACUGAUGAUUCAACCUGUAGUCAGUUACGUAUUGGUAAAUCAAUUAUUCAAGAAGAAAGCAUUACCCCCAACCUUCAUUUACUUUUCAAUGAUUCAUCAACAUCCUCAUUCUUUGGAUUUUAAAUUUUGUAAAGUCUUUUUCAGCCAUUGUACAAAAAGAUCUGUUAAUAUUAAUAUUUUAAUUGUCCAA